This is a messenger RNA of Octodon degus (degu), 1559 nucleotides long. It is a transcript of the gene Misp3, whose product is annotated as MISP family member 3. The transcript is spliced from 3 exons. NCBI's taxonomy places the organism in Eukaryota, Metazoa, Chordata, Mammalia, Rodentia, Octodontidae. Bases 573 to 1223 code for a protein of 216 amino acids. The record is from RefSeq and is a predicted model, not a curated record.
GGAGGCCAGAGGCGGGUCACAGGACCAGAGGGCGACGCCCUAGAACUGUGAGGCGACUGCUGCCACAGGUGCUGCGCAGGGCACCGUGUCAGCCGGUGGUGGCACCCGAGGCUCCCAAACUGCUCAUAACCCUGGACACCGAGGCCCACGGGCCGGAAAGUGGAACCCUGGGGUCGCUUGCAGCUCAGGGCCACGAGCCCUCCGGGCCCGAUAGCGCAGCCCAGGAGCCCGCUACACAGCAGGCCCCCGAGAUCCCCAGGCCGGGAGUGGAAGUCCCUGAGCUCGCCUCGGAGCAAGACGUUGAGACCACUGAGCCGGGGAGCAAGAUCCUGCAGCCACUAGCCGAGCAGGACGCCGAGCGCUGGGGACUGUGCGCAGCUGCGGGCUCCGAGCGUCCAGGGCCAGGUAGCGACUACGGCCCCGGGCUGUGUGCGGUGCCCAGCGCGGAGGCCUCGGAGCAAGGCCCAUCUGCCAGGCCUGAGACCCCAGCCUCGGGCUUAGACGCUAAGGCUUCCACGCAGCACCGGCCGCGGGUUCCCGAAAACCCCGAAGGGUGCCCCGGGGAGCCGUCCAUGGAGACGCCCAUCGAACGUGAGAUCCGCCGCAGCUGCGAGCGUGAGCAGAGCCUGCGCCGAAGCCGAGGCCUGAGCCCAGGCCGAGCGAGCGAGGAGCUCGUGGAGCUGCGCGUGCGGCCACUGCUGCACCUGCCAGGCCCCAGCCCCGCGCUCCCGCGCGCGGUGGAGCGCGCGCGGGCGGGCGCUCAGAUGCAGCGGGACAUCGAGCGCGAGGCGCACCGGCAGGCGGCGCUGCUGCACCUCGCGGGCUGCGAGCCGUGCGUCCGGCCGCCGCAGCUGCCACUAGGUGAGCUCCGGCGCUUCUUCGAGGCGGCGGCUGGGGGCGGCUCCGCUGGGGGCGACGUGGGCCAGCAGCAGCUGCCGGAUGUCGCCGCCCGAGCGCGCUCGGGGGUGCAGGUCCGGUGCCCAGUGUUGGCCCGCGCCCCGCCGCCACUCGCGCCAUCCCUCCUGGAGCAGGAGGUGCGCCUGGUACGCGAGCGCGAGCAGGAGCUGCAGCGGCAGCGGCGUAGCGUCUACGGCACCACAGAGUUCAAGGAGCCGGCGCCAAGUCUCACCGCGAGCCGGGGCGACGGAAAGCUGGCGGUGACCUGGCCCCCCCGGAGAAAGGCCCCGGACAGCGGCCAGGAGCAGGAGGGGUGCAGACCCUGAGGCUUGGAUGGGCUGGGAUCUCUGGCCGGAAGUAGCACACCCGGGCGGGGGCCUAGCAACGCGCACUCUUGACCCUCAGGAGUAGACCCGGAACGGCCUGGCUUUGUGCACUGCAAACCUGCAAUCGACCUGCACAUCCUUGAUCUUGGCCUGGUGGGACGCGCCAGCCCCUCCUCUAAAACUAUUUGGUCUUCUUUGGGAACCUGACCGCCACUUGCAGCCCUGUGAGUGAAACCGACCGCUCUCUCCACGUAACGGAACACGGAGUUAACUUUUUCUGUUAAGAGAGCCAGGGCUACCACACACCACCAAUAAAGACCUCUCCUUUCUGGGCAA